Molecule: messenger RNA, 573 nt
Organism: Mycetomoellerius zeteki
Lineage: Eukaryota; Metazoa; Arthropoda; Insecta; Hymenoptera; Formicidae
Exons: 1
Coding region: 1-573 (190 amino acids)
Source: RefSeq, a predicted model, not a curated record
AUGUGCAUCCUCGAUAUAUCUAAGACGUGUUUGUAUGAAUUUCACCACGAGUAUAUGCUACCGCUGUAUCGUGAGAAAUGUAAAAUUAUGUACACCGACACAGACAGUCUCAUUUACCACAUCGAGUGUGACAACGUUUACGUUGUUAUGAAGCGUGAUAUUAGCAAAUUUGACACUAGCGAUUACGCGGUCGACAAUGCAUACGGUAUUCCGCUCGCGAAUAAAAAAGUUCCUGGUCUCAUGAAAGACGAGAACAAUGGUGCCAUCAUGACUGAAUUCGUCGGGCUUAGAGCGAAAAUGUAUGCCUUGCGUGUACAAGGAAAGAAGGACACGAAGAAGGCAAAGGGUGUCAAGAGCAACGUUGUGGCAAGAUCCAUAAUGUUCGAGGAUUACACUCGAUGCUUGAACGGUGCAAUCGAAAUGUUGAGCAGGCAAUCAUGCAUUAGAUCAAAAUUGCAUGAGGUGUACACGAUUUCGGAAACAAAAAUCGCUUUAAGUCCGCACGAUGAUAAGCGAUAUAUCGUGCCAGGUUCCACCGAUACGCUGCCAUGGGGACAUUACCGAUGUAAAUAA